UCGUUCCUUCCUUCCUCAGCUUCAUCCGUCGGAUUCUUUUUUCUGACGGAAGUUGAAUUUCUUGUUGACCGGGCUUCAAUUUCAUCAUUCUUCCGCCAUCAUCCGAUCUGGACCUGGUCGAAUAACAUUAUCAUCUCGAUAGAAUACAAGCAAGUCACAAAUACAUCAAUGCUGCAUCAACCUGCUUUUUUUACUCUAAACAUUAUAGUACUAUAAAUGUUCAAGUCAGUUGACAACUAACUUAAUUUACUUCCUCUUCCCCUCCCCCUCCAAUUAAUCAAUCAUCAUCACCCAAUGCGUCUUCCCCUCCUUGUGGCUCGUUCUCCCACCAUCACCUCCUCUUCCUCCUUCUCCAUCCUCCGCCAUACGAAUCUAGCUCAACUUCCAUCCACUGCUGCUCCUGCUCAUCGCCGUUAUUUGACUAUCUUAUCUUCCCCUUCUUCUUCUUCUUCUUCUUCUUCUUCUUCUUCUUCUCACCGUCCUACAACACUCUGUCGCUGCGGUUGCCGUAACAUCACUUCCUGUCGCUGCCACUGCUGUGCUCAUUCUUCUCCAGCCUCUGCCCGCAAUAUUCCAGCUAAUUCCCACCUGUGCUCCUCUUCUUCUCCUUUGACCGCUCCGCUUGUUCGCUCAUUCUCAACCACUAGACCCGCCAAGAUGGUCAAGCAAUAUAAGCUCAAGAACGUCUCGUCCUUCGCGGAUGUCAAGGAACUGGACAAGGUUGAAUGUGAGGUCGAAGGCAUCGAGGAGGGCAAGGUGCUCCUGGUUCGUCAUGAUGGCCAGGUUCAUGCUAUGACCCCCAAAUGUACCCAUUACGGUGCACCCUUGAAACUCGGUGUGGUGGCCCCGGAGGGCCGCAUCACUUGCCCCUGGCACGGAGCCUGCUUCAAUGUCGUCACUGGUGAUGUCGAGGAUGCUCCGGCCCCGAAUGCCCUCAAGAAAUUCGAGGUCUUUGAACAGAAUGGUGGAGUUUACAUCAACGCAGAGGAGUCCGACAUCAAGGCUGCUCAGCGGGAUCCUGCAAUGAAGUGUAAAUCAUCUGACUCGGAGAGGCUGGUCGUCGUUGGCGGUGGAAGUGGUACUUUCGGUGUGGCCCAGGCGAUCCGUGAACUGAAGUAUACUGGUGCCGUGACUGUGAUCAGUCGGGAACCCAAUCUCAUUAUUGAUCGGACCAAGCUGUCCAAGGCGUUGAUCGCGGACCCCGAGAAGAUUCAGUGGCGACCCGAGGAGUGGUACAAGGAGGCCUCCAUUGAAUUUGCCCACGAUGACGUGACUGGUGUCGACUUCGCAAAGAAGACAGUUUCCACCAAGUCGGGCAAGUCGUACCCUUACACCAAACUAGUCCUGGCUACGGGAGGCGUGCCGCGCACGCUUCCCUUGGAAGGAUUCAAGGAUCUGGGUAACAUCUUCGUGCUUCGCACUAUUCCCGAUGUGCAGGCUAUUCACCAGGCGCUGGGCGAGCAGAAGAACAAAAAGGUUGUCGUCAUCGGCAGCUCUUUCAUUGGUAUGGAGGUGGGCAACUGCCUCGCGAAAGAAAACGAAGUCACCAUCGUCGGGAUGGAGAAAGCCCCCAUGGAGCGGGUUAUGGGUGAACAGGUUGGCCGCAUAUUCCAAAAGAAUCUGGAGAAAGCAGGUGUCAAGUUCAAGCUGGACGUGGGCGUCUCUAAAGCGACACCCUCGAGCUCUGACUCUAGCAAGGUUGGGGCGGUUCAUCUCGAUGAUGGCACCGAGCUGCAAGCCGAUCUGGUAAUCCUCGGUGUUGGCGUGCGUCCCGCGACCGACUUCCUCAAUGACAACCCAGCGAUCACUCUCGAGAAGGAUGGAUCUAUCAAGACAGACGAGCACUUCGCCGUCAAGGGACUGAACAACGACGUCUUUGCCAUUGGCGAUAUCGCCACCUACCCAUACCACGGACCCGGUGCUGACCAGGAGAACGGCAGCUACACCCGGAUCGAGCACUGGAAUGUAGCUCAGAACGCCGGUCGUGGCGUAGCCCGUGCCAUCGUUCACAGCCUGAAAGCUGGGUCACUGCAGUCCCUGAAGCCUAAGGCAUUCAUUCCGAUCUUCUGGAGUGCUCUGGGCGCUCAGUUGCGGUACUGCGGUAGCACAGUGAACGGGUGGGACGAUUUGAUCCUGCAGGGAGAGCCGGAGAACGGGAAAUUCGCGGCCUACUACACCAAGGGAGAGACGGUAGUGGCCGUGGCGACGAUGGGCAUGGAUCCGAUCAUGGUCAAGUGUGCGGAAUUGAUGCGGCGGAAGAAUAUGCCGACCAAGUCGCAGAUCCAGGGUGGGGCGGACGUCUUGGCUGUCGAUGUUCCUUCUUCAGUGAGAAUUUAAAGAUUGAAUUGAGUACUUAUAGUCAAUAGUCUAAUAAUACC
Messenger RNA from Aspergillus brunneoviolaceus CBS 621.78, 2378 nucleotides. It is a transcript of the gene nfr1, whose product is annotated as putative AIF-like mitochondrial oxidoreductase (Nfrl). The transcript is spliced from 3 exons. Gene Ontology annotation, molecular function: oxidoreductase activity, acting on NAD(P)H; flavin adenine dinucleotide binding; 2 iron, 2 sulfur cluster binding. The record is from RefSeq and is a predicted model, not a curated record. NCBI's taxonomy places the organism in Eukaryota, Fungi, Ascomycota, Eurotiomycetes, Eurotiales, Aspergillaceae. Bases 295 to 2337 code for a protein of 680 amino acids. Gene Ontology annotation, cellular component: cytoplasm.